Molecule: messenger RNA, 2277 nt
Organism: Saccharomycodes ludwigii
Lineage: Eukaryota; Fungi; Ascomycota; Saccharomycetes; Saccharomycodales; Saccharomycodaceae
Exons: 1
Coding region: 1-2277 (758 amino acids)
Biological process (GO): translation
Molecular function (GO): GTPase activity; GTP binding
Source: RefSeq, a predicted model, not a curated record
AUGAAUAACCAUGAAAAUGCUACAUCUGAAACCAAUGAAGGAUCUACAUUUGCUGAGAAACUUAGAAAAUUAAGACUUACCAAAAUAGAACCCCCUUUUGAAUUGAAUCCUACUAUAACUCAAGAACGCUUUAUUCAACAAGAAGAUCAUACUAAGAAUAUCAAUAAAUUGAUAAAUACAACCAAUGUUAAACCUUCUACAUUAGCAGAUAGAUGGAAAAGUUUAAAAUCUCCUAAAAACGUUACGCCUGAAUCAGACACACAUAUUAAUAGGAAUCAUCUUGAAAAUGGUGCUACAUCAACAAAAUCCUUGGCUGAAAGAUUAGCAGCAAAAAGAAAACAGGAAAACAUUUUUAAAUUGCAAAAAAAGGACGCAAAAGCUAUCCAAAAUAUUGACGGGAAAAUUACAAAUCUACGAAACUCUUCCAAUGUUAUGAAUGCUAAAGAAUUACAAUGGUUUAAACAAUUGCAAAAAGCAAUCAUUAGCAGCAAACCAAUCAUGAGGAAAAUACCCAAUCAUUCUUUAUCUAAAGUGGCUAGUAUUCUUGUUUAUAAAGAGCAUCUCAAUAUUCCUGAGAAACUAAACAAUGAAUCGAAAAAAAGAAAAUUUGAACAAAUAUUUACGAUACAUUAUCCUAAUACUAACAUUAAAAAACGAGCUUUGGAAAGCUUCAACAAAUUAUCUCCUGAUGAUAUAGUUUUGAGGGCUCAACAAAAUGCCUUUGCUUCAGUAACCGACAAAGUUCAAAACUUGAAGAUUUCGGAGUCAACAUCAAACCCAACCGAGCAAUCUAAAAAAAAAAAUGUGUUUGAGGAGGAAGAUGAACCCAGAAAAGAUAAUGCGCCGUUUGUUCACAAAUACAAGCAGAUUACUGUCCCAACCAAGCCUCGUAAACCUGUAGACUUAAAAGAAAAAAUAGCUGAAUACAUUGUAAAUCCACACAUCAGUUUUGUUGUCUUGGGUCACGUUGAUGCGGGGAAAUCUACUCUAAUGGGCCGUUUGUUAUACGAUGUGGGUGCAGUUGACUCAAAAUUAAUUCGUAAAUUGAAAAAGGAAAGUAAUUUAUUGGGUAAGGGCUCCUUCCAUUUGGCUUGGGUCAUGGAUCAAACUUCCGAGGAAAGAGAACGUGGUGUUACAGUUGAUAUCUGCACCAGCGAUUUCCAAACGGAAAAUGCAAAGUUUACAAUUGUUGAUGCACCAGGUCAUCGAGACUUUAUCAAUAAUGCAAUCAGUGGUAUUGUUCAAUCAGAUGUAGCUGUUUUGUGCGUAGAUUGUUCAGCCGAUGCGUUUGAAAGUGGGUUUAAUCUGGAUGGACAAACGAAAGAGCAUUCUAUAUUAGCAAGAAGCCUCGGGAUCCGUCAUAUGGUUGUAGCAAUGAACAAGCUAGAUUGCGUAGACUGGGAUAAAACUAGAUUUGAUGAGAUUAAGGAUCAAUUAUCUGCAUUUUUUGAGUUGAUUGGAUUUGAUGUUACAAAACAAAUAAGUUGGGUUCCGGUCAGUGGGCUUUUAGGUGAUGGAGUAGUCAAGCCUAUAUGGUCCUCUUCGACAAAGCAAAAUUGGUAUAAGGGCCCUUCUUUAGUCGGUACAUUGGAAAAGGUGGCACACGAGUUUGUAGAAACAGAUGAAAACUUAAAUUUUUUGACAAACUCUCCAUUUUUAUUUGAUAUAUUGGAAGUUUCUGCGUCCAAUAAGGCUAACGAAUGUGUUGUGAGUGGUAAAAUUGAACAAGGGUCUAUUCAACCUGGUGAAACCAUAACCAUAUACCCAAGCGAACAAAGUUGUCUGGUGGACCAAAUUUUCUAUCAAGGUUCACCAAUGGAACAUUUAACCGUAGCAUUGCCGGGGGAAUUUGUUUCUAUGAAAUUGCUCAAUUCUAAUUCUGAAGAUAUUAACUCAGGUGAUCUUUGUGCCAUUGUCGGGAUUGAUUUACACAAUUCUAAAUCCUUUGAAACGCAAUUGUUAACCUUGGACAUUGCUAGACCUUUAUUACCAGGUACACCGUUUAUUUUAUAUAGGGGCAGUUGUGAACAACCAGCAGUAAUUAAAAGGUUAAUCAAAGUCCUAGAUAAGCGUGACCCAACUAAAGUUUUGAAGAAUAAAGUCAGACAUUUGGGUGCCAACCAAUUGGCAAUCGUGGAGAUCGAGUUUACCGCCUCCAAAAAAACCGUCGAUUUGCCAAUGUUGACAGCGUCAGAAAAUAAACAAUUAAGUAGAAUUGUUUUAAGAAAAGAAGGCAGAACAAUUGGUGCUGGUGUAAUUACCAAGUUAACGGACUGA